Molecule: messenger RNA, 4488 nt
Organism: Cornus florida
Lineage: Eukaryota; Viridiplantae; Streptophyta; Magnoliopsida; Cornales; Cornaceae
Product: pentatricopeptide repeat-containing protein At2g33680
Exons: 3
Coding region: 749-2881 (710 amino acids)
Biological process (GO): RNA modification
Molecular function (GO): protein binding; RNA binding
Source: RefSeq, a predicted model, not a curated record
GCCAAUCAUUUCAGCCUCCCCAAUCGCCUCCAUCUCUAUCUAUUCUCGUUCUCGACUCUGAACUUUUCCCCCUCUCUCUGCAACUGCAAACUACAAAAUCUACAAGAAUCAGAAGUUAAAAACCCAUAUCGGCAUAUCGUUUCAGAUUGUUCAAAAAAUCAAAACCCAUAUCUUUCAGUUUCAAUCGCCCGCUGUUCCAGUUCGGGUUCGCCGUUCGCAAGCUUCAGCCGCUGGCCCGCUGUCUCUCAACUCUCAAGCUUCCCCCUCUCUCUCCCUCUGCAACUGCUAACUUGUAUGUAUGGGUUUUGUUUUAAAUUUUUUUCUAAAUCAACUAAUCGAGGUCUGUAAUUCUUGUUUUGCAAACUAAAUCCUAUUUGGUGAAAUUUUUUAUGAUUUUUUAUAUAUAAUUUUUUUUUUUACAAUAUAAAGUAACAAAAUUUGCAUUGCAUUUUGAGGUAAUCACCGUAAUCUACAUUUUAUUUCAGCAAAACAAAUAUAUACAUUUUUUAUUUCUAUAACUUCUGUUUCUGUUUUUUUUUUUUUUUUUUUUUUGUCGUCAAUUAUGUCUAUAAGAAAAUUUCAAUCUGGGCAUGAAAAAGGAAAAAAAAAAGAAUCUGAAUUGGAAUAGAAAUCUGCAGAGAUUGAAUCUGAAACAAUUUUUUAUCAACAUGCCAAGCUUUUUGAAGAUGGAAAUCUUUUCAGAACUUAAAAAAACAAAUGUAUUAGGACUUCAGAGUUAACAGAGCUGAUGACUUAUCCCUGUCACUCUCUCUCCCACUCUUUCUUCACCCUUCUUCAGCAAUACACCCAACAGAGAAACCUUCAAAAAGGCCGAGCUUUACAUGCGCACAUAAUCAAAAUCCUCUCAUCUUCCUGCGUAUACACAGCGAACAGUCUCGUCAACUUCUACGCCAAGUGCGAACGCUUUGUCGAAGCCAAGCUUGUAUUCGAAGAAAUAGAGGACAAAGACGUGGUCUCAUGGAAUUGUCUCAUCAAUGCCUACUCUCAACAGGGUCUCAGAGGUUCGUCCUUCGUCAUGCAGCUCUUCCAGCGAAUGAGGGCAGAGAAUUCCUUCCCAAAUGCCCACACUUUUGCCGGCAUUUUCACCGCCGCAGCCACUUUGUCGCAGGCCUUUGGUGGACAGCAAGCUCACUCGCUCGCCAUUAAAACGGCGAGUUGCUCCGACGUCUUCGUGGGCAGCUCUCUGUUGAAUAUGUAUUGCAAAUGCAGCCUUUUGGGCGAUGCUCGCAAGGUGUUUGAUAGAAUGCCGCAGAGAAACUCGGUUUCUUGGGCCACAAUGAUUUCUGGGUAUGGGACGCAUCGGCUUGCUGGCGAAGCUAUGGAGCUUUUCAAGUUGAUGAUGCAUCAAGGAGAGGAGGGUUUGAAUGAGUUUGUGUUUACUAGUGUUCUUAGUGCCUUUGCGUUUCCCAAGUCCAUUAAAAAUGGUAAGCAAAUUCAUUGUAUGGCGCUUAAAAAUGGAUUGUUGUCAAUUUUAUCUGUUGGAAAUGCUAUUGUCACUAUGUAUGCAAAGUGCGGGAGCCUAGAAGAUGCGCUUUGCACAUUUGAGUUGUUAAGCAAUAAGGAUUCUAUUACAUGGUCUGCAAUGAUCACUGGCUAUGCACAAUGUGGAGAAUGUGAAAAGGCCUUGAAGCUGUUCUCAAACACGCAUUUUACUGGGAUGAGGCCGAGUGAGUUCACCCUUGUUGGGGUCCUUAAUGCUUGUAGUGAUAUUGGUGCUGCUGUAGAAGGAAAACAGGUGCAUGGUUAUUUAAUAAAGUCGGGUUUCGAAUAUCAAUUAUAUAUAAUGACAGCUCUGGUUGACAUGUAUGCUAAAUGUGGUGGCAUAGCUGAUGCUCGGAAGGGAUUUGAUUAUUUGCGAGAACCUGAUAUCGUUUUAUGGAGUUCUAUGAUUGGAGGGUAUGUACAAAACGGGGAAAAUGAAGAUGCUUUGAGUUUGUAUUGUAAAAUGCAAAUGGAGGGUAUCUUGCCCAAUGAGCUAACUCUGGCCAGUGUCCUAAAAGCAUGUUCGACCCUUGCUGCUUUGGAGCAUGGAAAGCAAAUCCAUGCCUGUACCAUUAAGCAUGGAUUUGGUCUUGAUGUGCCAAUCGGAAGUGCUCUGUUGACUAUGUAUGCGAAGUGUGGGAGCCUCGAAGAUGGCAAUCUAAUCUUUAGGAGGAUGCCUGCGAGGGAUGUUGUGUCAUGGAAUUCAAUGAUAUCCGGCCUCUCUCAAAAUGGAUGUGGUAGAGAAGCCCUUGAACUUUUUGAGGAGAUGCGAUUGGAGGGAACAAAGCCAGACUAUGUUACUUUUGUGAACAUUCUUGUUGCUUGUAGCCACAUGGGUUUGGUAGAGAGAGGUUGGGUCUAUUUUAAAAUGAUGUCUGCUGAGUUUGGUAUAGUCCCAAGAGUGGAGCACUAUGCUUGCAUGGUUGAUAUCCUAAGCCGUGCUGGGGAGCUUAAUGAAGCUAAAGAGUUUAUUGAAGCAGCAACUAUUGAGCAUGACACAUGUUUGUGGCGAAUUUUAUUAAGUGCAUGUCGGAAUUAUCGUCACUAUGAUCUGGGAGCCUAUGCAGGAGAAAAGCUAAUGGAGUUGGGCUCACAAGAAUCAUCUGCGUAUGUCUUGUUAUCGAGUAUCUAUACUGCGUUGGGCAGGAAGGAAGAUGUAGAACGGGUCAGAAGGUUGAUGAACCUUCGAGGGGUGAGUAAGGAGCCUGGGUGCAGCUGGAUUGAGCUGAAGAGUCAGGUUCAUGUUUUCGUUGUUGGGGACCAGAUGCAUCCACAAAUUAAAGAAAUACGUGAAAACAUACAAAAAUUAUACAAAUUAAUGAAGGAUGAAGGAUACCAGCCUGCUUCUGAUUCAUUUUCUGUUGGUUCUCAAAGAUGAGGUGAUGAAGAAAUUAUAACAAGGAGCAUGCACUGUUCAUAUUCUAUUUGAUCCUUAGAGGCCCAACAAUGAAGGUGAGUCUUGUUAUAAUAACCCUACAUUUGCUGUUUGGCCUGUUUCUCUUAUCUCUUUGGUAUCGAUGGGAUUUAAGGAUGAAGGUUUCCAACCUAUUUCUGAUUCAUUUAAGCAAGUUUCCUGAGUUUGAUCAUUGGAGGACUCAACAAUUAAGGUGUGACAUUUGUCAUAAUAACCUUAUAUAUUCUGUUGCUCCUAAAUUUUUGCAUCUUAUAGAAUUUAUGUCCAAGUAAAGUAGAUAUCCAUUUCUGAAGUCUUACUUCACUGGAUGCCAAUAUUUCAACUUGCAUUCGUAUGUCCAUUACAUGGAAAUAAGAUAGACCCGACUUUAUGUAUUUUCCUUUUGUUGCACUAAGUGGCUGAUCUCAGGUUUGAACCUGCAUUCUUAUAUUUGUCACUUGUCAGUAUGAGUUCUUAGUACCAUUGCCAAUCUUAAGAAUCAGCAUAUCAUAUUUCAUUCUUCUUAUACCCUCCGUUCUUCUUAUACUUUCACUCAUAUGAACUUAAUGAUCUCAAUCACUCAAUGAAGUUGUGAUUCUUGUACAAAAUUCAUUAGGGCAUGGAACAUAUUGCUUAUUGGUUUGCCUGUAUAUAGAAUUUUACUGGUUCUUAGUACCAUUGCCAAUCUUAAGUAUCAGCUGAUCAUAUUUCAUUCUUCUUAUACUUUUUACUCGCAUGAACUUGAUGAUCUCAAUUACUCAACAAAGUUAGAUUCUUAUACAAAAUGCACUAGGGCAUCGAACAUAUUGCUUAUUGGCUUGCCUGUAUAUAGAAUUCCACUUGCAUCUGUAUGGUAUCUUAAGAUUUCCCCUCAAAACUCAUUUUUCCUGAGUGUUUUGGUUGUAUCUUAAGAUUGCCUGUUUGUGGAAACCAUAUGCUUUCUGAAAGUGUUAGUGUUUUUCUACACUAAUAAUGUGCUCCAUUGGCUACUUACUUUAGGUUGAAUAGAAUUAUGCUAACGCAACAAAAACAUUUAGCAGGCUUGAAUUAUUACAGCAAUUGUGCAGGUACUUCAGAGCUCUAAGUAAAAGGUUUAUGCUCUACAUGAUUGGCUUUUGGCUAUGAAGGUGCUGUCACUACAACAGAAUGCAGCUGUUGGGACGCCACCCUUUUCCAACGCCCAGAUAUUAGUUGGAAAAACCCCUCUUUUAGUGACUCCAAUUUGUAGGCGUCGGAAAUAAGGGGGGUCAAUUCCGUCGCCCACUGGUGGGGGUCGGAAAUACAUCUUUCCCUCCCUUUUUUUCACCUCUCCGCCUUUCUUUUUUGGGCAGAAACGAUAGCGUUUAGGUUGAAUUGAUUUUUUAUGAUGCUAAGGGGCGUUGCAAAAAUCUAAACGACAGCAUUUGGGUUAAAUUGGUUAUAUUAUUAUUUUUAUUAUUUAAUUUUUUUCCAGACAGCGUUUGGGUUAAAUUGGGUUAAACGACAGCGUUUGUCCACUGUCUUGUUGGGGUCGCCAAAGACAUUUCCCCAAAUUAAACAUACUCCAGUAGAGCUCACGUUUUGUUCAUCAACGGUCAAGCAUUUCAUCGUUU